AUGACAGCCGCUUAUCGACAGAAGGCUUUCGAUGACGAUGUAGACAGCAGUGCUGGUACUCGAAGGACAGACACUAGGAACAAUGAGCGUCGUCGUUCCGAAGCUCCUCUUUCUAAGGUUCCUCUUUCCGAAGGUCCUCAGAGCAACGGUCGGGAUAAUCGGCCACCCAGCGAUCUGUUCAACGGCGAUGCGGAACCCGUGACAUAUCAGCCGUUGAUCGGCGUUCUCUCGCAGCCCGGAAUUGCGGACAGCGGCGAGAUUGCACGGGUAUUCAACGCGACGGAGGAGAACCAUUUCGCCAACUUGUCUUAUAUCGCAGCGUCUUAUGUGAAAUUCAUUGAGGCCGGAGGCGCUAGAGUCGUGCCAAUUAUUUACAACGAGCCGCGCCGCCAGAUUUUGAAGAAGCUCCGGCUGGUGAACGGGCUGGUGCUGCCGGGAGGCGACGCGAAUAAACGAGGAAGGUUCCUCCGGACCGUGCGGCGUUUACUGAAGAUGGCCAUGUCAUUUAACGACAAUGGCGACUAUUUCCCUAUUUAUGCCGAGUGCCUCAGCUUCGAGAUGCUCACCAUCAUUCUCAGCACGGGAGGUCGCAAGGUGUUGGAGCCUACCAACGCCAAGCGGCCCAGCACGCUGCAAUUCGUGGGAGAAUGGGCCAAGGACAGAAACAUGUUCGCAUGGAUGCGCCGAAGACUGGUGGAUCGGCUGGAGAAAGAAAAUCUGACAAUGGAGAAUCACAAGUAUGGGUUGACUCCCGAGACAUUCAACGCCGAUGAGGGUCUCUCGUCCUUCUUCAACAUCCUAACCACCACUGCUGAUGAGGAUGGCAAGGAGUACAUAUCAACGGUGGAGGCCAAGCGAUAUCCCUUCACUGCACUGCAGUGGCACCCUGAGAAGAAUGCGUACGAGUGGGGCAACCCCAUCUUCCCGCACUCCUCCGAUGCUGUGCAGAUCACUCAUGCAGCCGGCACCUUCUUUGCCAGUGAGGCCCGCAAGUCCAGCCACAAGCCACGAGCUCUUAACGUGACAGCGAAGACGUCUAAAGCGAGAAAGAAUUCAGCAACGCGGACCAAGCAGCCGAAAAGGACUGAGAAACGCGUUUCUCGGACGAAUGGCGAGUCAUGGGAUGCCACGUCAGCGGCGUCGGAGCCGGAUUUUUCGUGGGCGAGUGGCACAACUGUAGCUUCUUUAGGUCGCCGUGAGGAUGACGUGGACGCGGAAGGGUCUGACGUGGCGACAAGAAGCAGAGCAACAAGGGGUUUACGUGCUGACAACAAGCAAGAGCUUGAAAAUGCGGGUACCGCUUCUGUCGCCGCGGCAGUCGCCGCAUCAACCGCUGUCCUUGAAGCUGCACCAGUCGUUAGAGAGGAGGAUAAGGCAGGGAUAGUCGCAGGCAAGCCCGCUGCUGACGUGGCUAGAGAGCGAGGACAGGAUGAGGAAGAGGAAGAGGAAGAGGGAGAGGAAGAGGAAGAGGAAGAGGAGUGGGAUGAGGAUUGGGAGGAGGAAGAAGAGGGAGAGGAGGAAGAUGUGAGGGUAGAGUUGUGGGAGGGUGAUUUACCCCCGAUGACGGAGGAGGAGGAGCGGGAGCUGCUUCUAGAGGCGGAGCGGGAAAUCGCGGAACUGGAGGCGGAGAAAUUGGCGGGAGUCGCGCCCGCGGCGGGGCGCAUGGUGGACGGCGAUUGGCUGCAGGAAGACGGGGAGAUCGGCGCGGAGGCGGGGCGGGAGAUGGGCGCUGGGGAAGCGGCGCGUGAGGAAGGGGCGGAGGCGGAUAAGGGCGCGGGGGAAGAGGCGGGGGGAGCGGUGGUGGACAUGGAGGGGGAGAUUGCGGCGCUGAGACGGCAGCUGGCGGAUAUGGAGAGGGAGCUGGCGGAAGCCAAGGCGCGGGAGAGGGCGCAGGCAGCGAUUGAAGGGAUUAGGGAACAGGAAAACCUUGAACCCCGGGGUUUUGCGUCUGAACCCUCAGGACGGAUUGGAGAAAGAAAGGCGGAAGCAGUGAGUGUGAGAGACGAGCGCAACUCGGGAUCUGUUAGCGACGAAAUAGUGGAGGGAGAGGACGAGGAAGACGAAGAGGAGGAGAAGGAAGAGAACGAGGACGAUUUGUCGCAUUUGAGGAGGAAAGAGCAGAAGCGGCUGCGCGAGGAGAUGCGGUGGCUGGAAGGGAAGGACGAGGAGGAAUGGGAGGGCAACGACGCAUCAUCAUCAUCACCAGCAUCAGACGCGGAGCGAAGAGGGUUACAAGCAGUGAUGCGAUGCUUCGACACGGCGAGGGUUUUCAUUAAGGCCGGCGACGGCGGCGACGGAAUAGUGGCGUUCCGCCGGGAGAAAUUCGUCCCGGACGGCGGCCCGUCGGGCGGCAACGGCGGGCGGGGCGGCAACGUAAUCAUUACUGCCGACCCGGCGCUGAAUUCCCUCCUGCCGUUCCGCCGGUCGGUGCAUUUCAGGGCGACGCGCGGGGCGCACGGGAAGGGGAGUAAUAGGCAUGGCGAGGCGGGUCGGGACAUAGAGAUUAAAGUCCCUCCGGGGACUAUUGUCCGCGAGGUGGUGGGGAGGGGGCCUGUGCGGGAUUGGGGGGUGAAGAACGGUGGAGAGGAGUGGGCGGAAGGGGAGGGGGAGGCGGAUGGGGUGCAGGGGGGGGAAGGGGAGGGGGAGGGGCGCGCGCUGCUGGAGCUGGUGCGCGUGGGGCAGAGCGAGGUGCUGCUGGCGGGGGGAAGGGGCGGGCGGGGGAACGCGGCGUUCAAGACUGGGCGCACCAACGCCCCCCAGAUCGCGGAGAAGGGGGAGGAGGGUCCAGAAAUGUGGGUGCAGCUGGAGUUGAGAGUGGUGGCUGAUGUGGGUAUAGUGGGCGCACCCAACGCGGGCAAGUCAACGCUGCUCGCCGCUAUCUCUGCUGCACGCCCCAAGGUGGCGAACUACCCAUUCACCACGCUGGUCCCCAACCUGGGGGUGGUGGCAGUGCCAGGGGGCUUUGACAGCAUGGUGUGGGCGGACGUGCCUGGGCUGCUGGAGGGGGCGCACGUGGGGCGAGGGCUGGGGCACCAAUUCUUAAGGCACACGGAUCGUUGCCGCGUGCUGAUCCAUGUCAUUGACGGCAGCAGCCCCCAGCCGUACCUCGAGCUGCAAGCAGUGACGCGCGAGCUCGCCCUCUUCUCGCCCUCCCUCGCUUCCAAGCCGCGGGUGAUCGUCUUCAAUAAGAUGGACCUGCCAGACGCGCAGCACCAGUGGGGAAGCUUCCAGGAAGCCGUGCGGGAGCUGGGGCUGGGAGGGGAGGGGGAGGAGGACGGGACGUGGUGGGGAGGGGCGGAGGGGGAGGGGGAAGGGGAAGGGGAGGGGGUGAAGGGUCCAGUGGUGCUGAGCAUGAGUGCUGUGACGGGGCAGGGGACACAGGAGGUGGUGCGAGCUGCGUAUGGGCUGCUCAAGAGUGUGCAGGGGGAGAGCGACGGAUGGGGAGACGAGGGCGAGGAAGAAGCUCCCAACACCACGCGCCAGCGCCUGGGCUUAGCAGCAGAGGUGCAGCGAGCGAGGCGGGCAGCAGUGAACGAGUUCCGGGUGGCAUUCGACGGCCACACGCGUGUGUUUGAAGUGACGGGGGAGGGGAUUGAGCGAUUUGUGCAGAUGACCAACUGGGAGUACUUUGAGGCAGUGAGGCGAUUCGCCCAUGUGUUGGAUGCGAGUGGCAUCAACGAGGCGUUGAGGGCGCGGGGCGUGCGAGAAGGGGACACGGUGGUCAUUGGGCAGCUGGAGUUCACGUGGAGGGAGUCAGACGACAUAAUGGAGGCAGUGGGGGGCGACUGGAAGCGCGGCAUCAGGGGAUCGAAGCUGUGGCCGCACUAA
Molecule: messenger RNA, 3828 nt
Organism: Closterium sp. Naga37s-1
Lineage: Eukaryota; Viridiplantae; Streptophyta; Zygnematophyceae; Desmidiales; Closteriaceae
Source: the annotation of a GenBank genome assembly